Molecule: messenger RNA, 2816 nt
Organism: Suillus bovinus
Lineage: Eukaryota; Fungi; Basidiomycota; Agaricomycetes; Boletales; Suillaceae
Product: heterokaryon incompatibility protein-domain-containing protein
Exons: 4
Coding region: 293-2707 (804 amino acids)
Source: RefSeq, a predicted model, not a curated record
AAACUCAUACAACCUCCAUGUCUUUAUGGACCCAGCACAAAACCUGAUUGCUGUUGCCUACCAUGUUGUUAAUUACUAGGCGGUCAAUUUAGUAGAUGAUGGCAACCAAUGCGUCAUUUGACGCAGUUGUAAAUUCACAGCUUUCGCCGCACCUCGCCGCUGCCUUGACGGUACCACAUGUUUAACAGCCAGGCAUGGCAGGAAUCGUGCAUUCAUCCUCUCGUCAACGUUGGCUGGGGCAAGCAACCGUACGUGGUCUGUUCUCGAAGUUGUGAAAUAAUCCAUCCGAGUCAUGGGGUUGCGCAACGGUUCCCUCGUCUGCGAUUACUGCUCCAGCACAGUUUUUAUAUUCGAGCCAUUUCAGAUUGCAUGGACUGCAAAGGACUCGUCAGAUCCUAAAGCAGGCUUCUCAUAUAUCACUCAAACUUGGCAGGAGAUCGAUGAUGGAGAAAAUAAGGGAUGUAAUUGGUGUGAUAUUCUUUGGGGAGAGAUUCCGUUUUGGUAUCAGCACCGCAAGAAAAGAGAAUUGCCUAUGCCAGAGGAGACUUUCAAAAUAACUGUACGCUUCGAGAAACGAAAUUCAGAAGAUGAAAUUGUCCUGAAAGUUAUGGUUGAAGACGACUGGUCGCUCAGGUAUCAAGUGCGGUGCGACGCAGACGACAAUGCUGCCGCCUUUGUCCCUGGCAGAAAGCUGGUGUGGCAGGUCGCAUCUCCUCAAGCCUUCAAACUCGCCUUAGACUGCCUCGCACAAUGCACGCUUCGUCAUAAUUGUCCAAAACCUCAGGAAACAAGCCUUCCAACCCGUGUAAUAGACUGCUCGGAUCCAGAACGGCUAAAGCUUGUCCUCACCAAAGGCGUGCGAGGCUUUUAUGCAGCACUCAGUUAUGUCUGGGGUGAACCACAACCGCACAGCGUCUGCACCGCAAAACUCUCUACAUACCUGGAAUCAAUCGACAUACUCCUCCUUCCGAAAACCAUCAGAGAUGCUAUCUUUUGCACCUACAAUCUCAAUCUCCGUUAUCUUUGGGCCGAUACCUUGUGCAUUUUGCAAGAUUCGGACGAAGACAAGCAGCGCGAGAUUCCACAGAUGUGCGAUAUAUACCAAUGUGCAUACGUCACAAUCAUCGCAGCCAGCUCGCGGAAAGUCAGCGAAGGAUUUCUCCAUAACCGCAAAAGACCAGUUGAAACGCUGCUGCCAUUCUGGUGUCCGGAUGGGAAGCUCGGUACCAUUUCGGUUGAUGAAGAUAAUGGUGCAGAUCCAUCAAAAGAACCAGUGAAUUGCCGAGGUUGGUGUUUCCAAGAGCGCCUCCUCUCCCCUAGGACCUUGGUGUACGCUUCGCACACUCUCCAGUAUCAGUGCCAGACGGCAAUGAACGAGAUCGGAGACAUCUGGAAUUACCUUCCCUCGAAUAAACUGGGUGAAUUGCGCUUGCCAGAUAUGAUGGUCUCGCGCACACCGAGUAGGGUGCUUUCGAGCAAUGACGUGGAGGCAUUGCUGACAGCCUGGCAGAAUGUUCUAUCCGACUACACGCGACGUGUUGUUUCAGAACCCUCUGACAGGCUCGUGGCGAUCUCAGGCAUCGCUCAGCUUUUCCAGUAUUGGUGGGGAAAUACCAAUCGUUACAUUGCUGGGUUAUGGGAACGCAAUUUGUCCAUCGACCUCCUGUGGUACAGAAAUCGUCCAUCCGACGGAAGUCUCGUUACAGGCAAAUAUCUUGCACCCUCGUGGUCUUGGGCUGCUACGAUUGGAUACAUCGUUGCCGGGUGGGAUAAAAGAGUCGGAAACAUCAUAUGGGAAGUGCAAUCAUGCAACACGAUCCCAGUUUCCGACAAUCACCCUCUUGGCCAGGUGAAAGGCGGGAGAUUAAUUGUUAGAGCUAUCGCGAGAGACGUGACCUGGGAUCCCGCGGAGCCUGAGCUAUUUGAGCUAAAACGACCUUGUGUUUCGGUAGCGAAAACAGGUGAUGAGCCUGAAGAACGCGACGAAGCUUGCAACAUCCGAAGCUUGCGAGCUGCAGCUGAUAUCACUGUUGAUAGGGGGCUAGCGGUCAAUGGUUCAGAUGAAAUUGAAAUCGCCACUUUUCCCGGGCCAAACACCGUGCCUACUUCUGCUUCUCCGGUAGAAUAUGCCGAUAUUCGAAUGUGCAAUGGCGAACUUGGCAAAAAGGCAUUGGAGGCAGUAAAGAUAGGACAUUCCUUCAUAACAAAUUUGUUCUUUAAAUUGGUGCCAUGUCUUGUGCGCCGGAAGAACACGCAUAUUACAGAAACCGCACCUGCCACCUCCGGCCAGAUCUCUGGCAAUGACACCAAUGUAAAUGUCAUUCGGGUGGAAGCGAUGACACCGCAGGACCAUCCAGCUUCCGGAGGAGAGCCUGAUCGCAUGGGUUCAAACAAUCAUGCAAAAAGGUGCCAGUCCAAUGACGUUACUGUGCCUUCAAAGGGGCAGGAACGACACAUUGGUUACGGGUAUUUUGACUAUGACAAUGUAGGAACUGACAAGGGAAAAGCUAUCGUAGUCGGCUCAAAUAAAGGGGAGGACCCUGACCACUUAAUGGGCUUGAUUGUCGUUCCUGCAGGGGGCGCAGGAGAGUUCCGUCGCGUGGGCCUAUUCCAUGUUGAUGGGAAGUUCUACGAGGAUGAAGAAGCCCCUUACUGCGAUAUAAAAUCAUGGCUGAACACACCCACUGAGGUCAUUACGAUAAUUUGAACUAAGGAUGUUGGGUACUUAUAGACAAGAUUAUAUUAACUGGUUUCGCAUAUACGGUAGCCAGUUGAAGAAUUUGCAGUGAACAGUGUUGAACGAAAGAGCAAAAAGG